AUGGAUAGCUUCAUGGAGCAGAUGUGCAACGCACUUCGUGACGGUUCUCUGGGUAUCGAUCUAAACAUUGAUCUUGGACAGGUGAAUAGUGUUGAGCCCACCGUUCCAUAUUCAGGUAUAUCUACAUCCGAUGAUACCCUCCUCAAACAUGGGGAAAGAGAAUCUUCUGUUCUUGCUGCAGAUGUCGCGAUGGAAAAGCCAGUUGAGGACGGAGCCUUUCAUGAUGUAGGUUUCGAGGAACAGGGGUGUGCCUCUGCACCAGGUUUCUCGGGGCCCGAUGCUGGAUUAUUUGCCGACAUGUUGGCUGAACAAGCCACCAGAGGAACCUACCAAUCAUUGGGACUGAUUCAGUAG
This is a messenger RNA of Asparagus officinalis (garden asparagus), 354 nucleotides long. RefSeq lists its product as uncharacterized. The record is from RefSeq and is a predicted model, not a curated record. Bases 1 to 354 code for a protein of 117 amino acids. The transcript has 3 exons. NCBI's taxonomy places the organism in Eukaryota, Viridiplantae, Streptophyta, Magnoliopsida, Asparagales, Asparagaceae.